Messenger RNA from Aspergillus wentii DTO 134E9, 1020 nucleotides. RefSeq lists its product as uncharacterized. Gene Ontology annotation, biological process: oxidative demethylation. Lineage: Eukaryota; Fungi; Ascomycota; Eurotiomycetes; Eurotiales; Aspergillaceae. The record is from RefSeq and is a predicted model, not a curated record. The transcript has a single exon. The coding region runs from base 212 to 901 and encodes 229 amino acids. Gene Ontology annotation, molecular function: oxidoreductase activity; demethylase activity.
UGAUUUUCAAGUAGACUCAUAUCACAUUUCCCCAUAAUAUUGGUCAUGUCUCCUUUGUUUGUGGUUUUUUAUUUGGGAUGAUACUUAUGUUGAGUCACGUGAGAACGAGGAUUUUGUCCCAAAACAGAAUCUGACGACCAUCACGUGCCACCACCCACCAUCCAUUUUAUCUUCAUUUCCACCAGCAUCAUCAACAUAAAAUAAUAGAAAAAUGGGCUCAAAAGAGCAAGGCCAGUUAAAAGAGCUCCCCAUCGAGCCCAAAGGACUCCUCUGGCAAGACGACUUCGUCACGCCCGAACACGAGCAACGCCUCAUCUCCAUCUUCCGCGAUGAAUUAACAUGGCCCGAUCGCCCCGGCCGCAUAUCACUACAUUACGGCUACACAUUCGACUACAAAACAUUCGGCCUCGACCCCGACAUUCCCUACAAGGAGUUCCCGGAAUGGCUGCAACCACUCAUCCCCACCACCGAGUCUCGGCCGCCCGAGCAGGUGUGUUUGCAGUAUUAUCCGCCGGGGAGCGGGAUUCCGCCGCAUGUAGAUACACACCGGGCGUAUGACCAGCUGUACGCGGUGUCGUUUGGGGCGCCGGUGAUGAUGCAGUUCCGGCGGGGGGAGGAGCGGGUGGAGGUGGAUUUGGCGCCGCGGGCGAUGAUGCAGAUGACGGGGGAUUCGAGGCUGCAUUGGACGCAUGGGAUUAAGAAGCGCAAGAAUGAUACGCUUCCGGAUGGGACGGUGAGGCCACGCGGGGAUCGGUGGAGUAUUACUUAUCGGUGGAUUCGAGAUGGGGAUUGCGAGUGUGGGAAUCUGGACCUGUGUGAUACGGCUCAGCAGAGGAAUGGGACGGAGAAGGAGAAGAGGUCGGUGAUCGAGUUGGCGAAGGCUAAAGAGCAAGCUGCAUAGUGAUGAUUGUCCAUUGUAUAUAGACUUAGAAUGCCCAAGACAAAAAUUAAAGAUCUAUGCACUUGUCGCAUCGAUCACUAUAGAUGGAAAAAAAACAAAAAGAAUGACCAGACUGGGGU